UUUGGCGAAUGGAGCGCCCCCGUCGCUGUGUUUUGUUGUUUUUCAGCGGUGUAUCGUGUUCGGCCUGUCAAACCUGCGACUUUCCACCGGAGCGACGCGACUGGAACAACAGGGAUGCACAUGACUAAAAAGAGCAGGAACACAAUGAAGCCGCCGUCACAGAGCCAGUCCCCCCCCCUCAGCAGCCUGAUGUUUGAAGGCGUCUACAACAACGCCAGGAUGCUUCAUUUCCUCACAGCGGUCGUGGGCUCCACCUGCGACGUCAGAGUGAAGAACGGCGCCGUGUACGAGGGAAUCUUCAAGACUUUGAGCUCGCAGUGCGAGCUGGCUGUGGACGCUGUUCACAAACAGAGCGAUGGAGGAGGAGGAGGAGGAGGAGGAGGAGGAGGAGGAGGAGAGGGAGGUGGAGGGAGUCAGUCCUCUCCACCAAAGAUCGAAGACAUCACUGACACCAUGAUCUUCAGCCCCGCCGACCUGGUGACCAUGACCUGCCGCGAUGUCGACCUGAGCUUUGCUGUCAGAGACACGUUCACUGACACCGCCAUCAGCUCAACGCGGGUCAACGGGGACCACCGGGAGAAGGUUCUGCAGAGGUGGGACGGAAAUGGAAACGGAGAAAACUUUGAGCUGGAAUCAGACGCAUCUAACGGCUGGGACGCCAACGAGAUGUUCAAGUUUAACGAGGAGGCGUACGGCAUCAAGUCCACCUACGACUCCAGCCUCUCCAUGUACACCAUGCCUUUGGAGAAGGGGAACUCAGAGGUUUACCGACAGCGGGAAGCGCGGGCGGCUCGGUUAGCCAAUGAGAUCGAGGGCAGCCUGCAGUACCGCCGCCGGGUCUCUUUGGAGAACGAGGAGGGCCGGAGCGAGGAGGACAAAUACAGCUCCGUGGUCCGAGAGAGGGAGGAGAGGGCGAGCCCCGGGUUCACCUCCGCCGGCAGGGAAGGUAAAUACAUUCCUCUCCCCCAGCGGGCUCGAGAGAUCGGCCUGUCGGGUAGCAGCAUGAGGGCCGGAGGCUCCGGUCGAACCGCCGCGCCCGCCUCCUCCAGACACCCGCCAGCCGGCUCGUCUUCCCCCAAACCGCCGUCCGACCGGAGCAGCCCGCUGUCCGUCAGAACCGCCUACUCUCCCCACCAAUCGCAGAGCAGCCCGCCGGCGGCCGGCAGCCCUCCCUGCUCCAAUCACGUUCUCCCGCACUCCCUCUCCCAUCCGCAGGCGCUCGCCGACGCCACACGCUCAUCUGUUAACGGAGUUACAUCCAGAACUUCCCCUAAGUCUCAGAGACUUCAGAGCAACAGAAUCCUGCGGACCCCGAACUCUCAGUCCUCUCCUGCCGUCUCUCGUGCUCCUAAACCAGAAGCCCCUCCCCAGGACCUCCCCCUGGUCGGCCCUGCUUUCUUGGACUCCUCCCCCUCCGCUGUCACCACAGCAACAACCACCACCAAACCCACCGGCCCCACCCCGCUCUUCCCUGUCGAUGUGAAUGAGAUCCUCAGCGCCGCGGCUAAAGAGCGAAGUGAAGCUCUGUCCAAUCUGCAGGAAGGGAAGAGCAGCAAAGCUCCCACAGUGCAGCAGAGGUCUCAGCUGGAGGAACUCCGCAAGUUUGGCAAAGAGUUCAGGCUGCAGCCCAGCUCCUCCCCCUCAGCGAGUCCGGCCUCUGCAGAUCCUCCUCAGCACUCACCUGCCGACUCCUCCUCCUCCUCCUCCUCCUCCCCCGCUCCACCCAAACCUCUCACCUCCUCUGCACAAGACCUGCAGCAGACCACUGAGGCCGCUCCCCUCGCCUCGACCCCCGUGGCCUCGGGACCGGAGGGGUCGCAGCCCGGGACGACCCAGACGGCCCCGGCCCCGGCGGCGGGCGAGGAGGUCUGCGCAGAGGGCGGCGAGCGAACGGAUGCUGCAGCUACAGUGCAAGUGAAAAACUCAACUUUGAAUCCGAAUGCAAAAGAAUUUCAGCCGGUAAAAGGAGCCGCGGUCCCGAAACCGGCCCCGACCCCAACCCCUCCUCGACCGACCCCUCCCAGCCCCUCUGUGGUCCUGCCUCCUCAGGGACAGACAGGAGGAGGAGGAGGAGGAGGAGGAGGAGGAGGAGGAGCCAUCUACAGCAGCCCAACUGGACACUACCUGUCCUAUGUCUCCCCAAUCCACAUCCAGGGACACUCCAUCCAGGCUCCUCAGAUGUAUCAGUACACCAUGUCAGCUGUGAACCAGGGCAAAUACCCCAGAGCCAAAGGCCCGGUGGUGGGACAGCGUCCGGACCAUCACCCGACCUCAGCGUCCCCGAUGAUGUCAGCUGCGGCCUCGGCAGCAGGCCCCCCGCUGGUGGCAUCCCCGUACCCCCAGUCCUACCUGCAGUACGGUCAGGUGAUCCAGGCCAUGCCCCCCCACUACCACGGACAGGCAGUUUACUCGAUGCUGCAGGGGGGGGCCAGGAUGCUGACGUCCGGGGCUCCUCAGCAGAUGGGUCCUCCUGGCCACCAGUACCACGGCCAGGCUGAGGGCCAGCCGGGGCCACAGCAGGCCAUGUAUGCUCAGUCGUUUUCUCACCACUCGGGCCCCAUGCAUCAUCCUCAGCCCUCCAGCACCCCCACUGGGAAUCAACCCCCACCCCAGCACACAGCGCCCAGUCCAGGACACACUCAGUCGAGUCAGGCCGGUCCUCAGCCUCAGUCCAUGUUCCACUCUGGAGGUUUGUCUGCUCCCACUCCUCCGAACCUGCAGCCGGGCCACAGCUCCCCGCAGGCCACCUACACCAUGCAGGGGUACAGCCUCCCCACCCACCAGCCGCUGCCCCACGGCUUCCCCUCCAUCGGCCAGCUCACACAGGCUCACAUGUCGGGACCUCACCACUCUGCCGGUCACGGACUGCCGCCCGUCAUGCUGCACUACGUCUCCCCUCAGCAGGCCGGUGGCUCCAACCCCCAGCAGGGGGCGCCGCAACACUUCUACAUCGGACCCCCACAAGCUGUUCAGGUCCAGGCUCACCCCUCCCAGCAGCUGUCCUUCCACCCGUCUGCAAACUGAACUCGUCACAGCUGGAUUCAGGAGCGAGGAAGACGAGCCCCCACCCCUACCCCGACUCAAACAACUUGUAACAUUCCCACCUCCUGACACCAGACUAACACGUCCUCCUUUUUACCCACAUCUUUAGACAGAAACGGCUAACACGGCAACGUUUCUGGAUUUAAAAAUGUAAAUACAAACUGUUUUCACACCUGAACACGAAGGUGGACUGACAACGAUGACUGGUGGAAACAGUUUUUCUCCCCGUCCCACCUCUGUCCUUUUCCAGACAAAACCAGUUCAUUAAUAAUAAAACCACUGAAAACAAACAACAAA
Messenger RNA from Dicentrarchus labrax (European seabass), 3339 nucleotides. RefSeq names its product ataxin 2-like (gene atxn2l). NCBI's taxonomy places the organism in Eukaryota, Metazoa, Chordata, Actinopteri, Moronidae. Gene Ontology annotation, molecular function: RNA binding. Gene Ontology annotation, cellular component: cytoplasmic stress granule. The record is from RefSeq and is a predicted model, not a curated record. Gene Ontology annotation, biological process: cytoplasmic stress granule assembly.